CGCAACAUUAAAGCCUCGUUGACCAUCGUGACCAUCCGCCCCAUGCUACCUGUGCUGUAGAUAUCAAGACUCGCAAGCUACCGAACACGGGUCUACCUAUGGUCAAGAUGUCUCUACGAAGCAGAGACGCUGCUCAACUCCUCCACCAAUUCCUCUCGUUCUCCCAGUCUCCAGCCAAUGUCCGACACACAGUGUGCAUGCAAUGCCGCAUCCACGUCCACGUCCGCGGCCCGACUCUUCGCUUCCCAGCUCCUGCUCGUCAAAUGAGCACGACCUCAGCGCUCCUCAAAAAGUCAUCCUCAUCCUCCAAAUCAUCCCGUAAAUCUCCGGAGGUAACUUCACCCAAGAACCGCGACACCCACAUCCCCGACAAUGCUGCGACGCGGAAUCGCGACCGCGAGAUCGACCCGUACGACUUCACCGAACUGAACGCAGGCAUCGCCAAGGCCAUCGCACGCCUGAAAGAUGCACUGGUCAAGACGCGUGACGCCGGGCGGAUCACGCCGGAAAUGAUCGAGUCGUUCCCUGUCGAACUCAAUGUCAAAGGCGCAGCGGCGCAUGGAAGCAAACCGCACCAUGAGCGGCAGAGACUCGGCGACAUUGCCAGCGUGGUGCAGAAGGGCGGGCGGAUGGUCCAGGUUUAUUGCUCUGAGGAGGCGCAUGUCAAGCCUAUAUCCUCGGCGAUUCAAGCCUCUCAGCACAGCCUCGUGCCGCAGCACGACACGAGUAAUCCGCUACUGAUCAACGUCCCUGUGCCCCCGGCGACGGCGGAGACGCGGCAACAAGCGAAAGAGGAGGCGAAGAAAGUGUACGACCGGGCGAGCCAGGAAGUGCGCAACGUGAGGGGUGAUGAGCAGAAGAGAUUCCGCAAGAUGGAGUUGGGUAAGAUGGUGGUGGUGGAUGAACUGAGAAAGGCACACAAACAGAUGGAGGAUGUGGUCAAGAAGGGCCAGGACGAGUGUAAAAAGAUCUACGAGGCGGCUGUUAAGGCUUUGGGUUAGAUGGCUGGUGGAGGAAGACGUGCCUGUUGUGGACGUGACAUAAAAAUCGACGGCGUGAGGAUUUGUAUCACCAGGAGAACAAGGUAUAGCAUUAGGGAAAAGUGCUGCAUGAGAAGUUUAGGAAAAGUCUUGGUAGGUAUCGCACGUAGCAUCGUGAUCGAGGUGGAAGUGUCCUUCUGAUCGCGAAUCGACAUGGCUGACAACGUACGGUACGAGGCUACACCGGGCAUGCCACGAACUCUUUCGACUUCAGAUGGCCAUUUCUGUCGACGUCUUUCGUUUGUCACCUCCUUCUCACUACUCGUCGUCAUCUGCCUCGCCC
This is a messenger RNA of Exophiala xenobiotica, 1323 nucleotides long. RefSeq lists its product as uncharacterized. Gene Ontology annotation, cellular component: mitochondrion. The transcript has 2 exons. Gene Ontology annotation, molecular function: ribosomal large subunit binding. The coding region runs from base 99 to 1001 and encodes 300 amino acids. NCBI's taxonomy places the organism in Eukaryota, Fungi, Ascomycota, Eurotiomycetes, Chaetothyriales, Herpotrichiellaceae. Gene Ontology annotation, biological process: translation. The record is from RefSeq and is a predicted model, not a curated record.